Messenger RNA from Lycium ferocissimum, 2041 nucleotides. RefSeq names its product putative lipase YDL109C. NCBI's taxonomy places the organism in Eukaryota, Viridiplantae, Streptophyta, Magnoliopsida, Solanales, Solanaceae. The transcript is spliced from 10 exons. The record is from RefSeq and is a predicted model, not a curated record. Bases 435 to 1739 code for a protein of 434 amino acids.
AAAAAAAAAAAAAAAAAAAAAAAGGAAAAGUAAGCAAGCAAAGGUGUUCUAAAUUCUGAAUCUUGACGGUCGUCAAACUUGAAACUUUCAUCAAACCAAAGGUUUUCUUUCCCAUUUUGUCCCUCUUUUGAUUGAAUCAACACCAAACUGUAUCAUUCAACAUAAUUUUAAUGUCAAAAUGCAAUUCUUGAUUGAUAAUUUUAAUAUACUAGUAGUACUAUUUUAUUUCAAAUGCCUGUCAGCAAGAUUUACAGAGACAAGAAGAAGAAGGUUCCAUGUACUAUUAGCAGCCUUCCAUGUGGACUAAAAGGUCUAUAAAUCCAUAAAUACCGAACCAAAAUUUCCAAAUCCAAGAACCCACAAAAGCUUUUGUUGACUAACUGCCACUGCUGUUUGUUUUUUCAUAUUGUUGGAUUUAGUUUGGUUAUGUGAAAAUGGAAAAAGAUUCAAACUUUACUGAUGAAAAUGGAGAAAAAGAUAGGAAAUCUGGAAUGGGUAUUGAGGAAACUGAGAAUAGCAAUAAGAAGGAAGAGAGGAAAUCUGAAAUGGAUAUUGAGAAGAAUGAGAAUAAUAAUAAGAAGACAAGGAGAAAAGGGUGUUUUAUUUUGCCUAGGUUUGCAUGUAUGAGAUUGGAUGAUGAAGUUCCAGUUGUUGAGACAACUGCUGCUGGUGAAUCUAGUUUUGAUGUCGAAGCUAGCCAAAAGGGUCCUCCUCCUAAUCACUUAGUUGUCAUGGUUAAUGGCAUUAUUGGCAGUGCAGAAGAUUGGAAAUAUGCUGCCAAGCAAUUUGUGAAGGCCUAUCCACGAGAUAUCAUUGUUCAUUGCAGUAAAUCUAAUUGUUCGAAGUUGACAUUUGAUGGUGUUGACAUAAUGGGGACAAGAUUAGCUGAAGAGGUACUAUCUGUUAUAAAACAGCAUCCACAUCUACAAAAGAUUUCUUUUGUUGCUCACUCCCUAGGUGGCCUGGUAUGUAGAUAUGCGAUUGCAAAGCUAUAUGAACAAAAAUCUGCAAGAAGAGCUUGCGGAGAAGAUAUGGAAUGCUGUAGUCUUAAUGGGUCCACUAAUUCAUGUGUGGAAGAAGAAGUAUCAAAAAGAAAAAUUGCAGGCUUGGAACCCCUGAACUUUAUAACCUGUGCUACACCACAUCUCGGCUGUAGGGGGCACAAACAGGCUCCAGCAUUCUGUGGGCUACACUCACUUGAAAAAGUUGCAGCAAGUUCCUCAUGGUUACUUGGAAGAAGCGGAAGGCAUCUCUUUUUGAAAGAUUGUGAUGAAGGGAGGAGACCUCUUCUUCUUCGGAUGGCCAGUGAUUCUGAAGAUCUUCCAUUUAUAUCUGCUUUGCAGUCAUUUAAGCGUCGUGUGGCCUACGCAAAUACAUGUUUUGACUAUCUUGUUGGAUGGAGUACAUCAUCUUUGCGGCGCAGAUAUGAGCUUCCAAGGCGUCGAAACUUGAAAAAAGUGGAUAAAUACCCACAUAUUGUAAAAGUAGAUGAGGCAACAAGUGUUAGUUCUCAAGAAGAAACUCCUACAGAGGCCAAGAUAAAUGGACGCAAGUCUCAAGAAAUGGAAGAGGCCAUGAUAAGAGGUUUAACAAAGAUGAGCUGGGAAAGGAUUGAUGUUAGCUUCAAAGGAAGUAAACAGAGAUACUUUGCGCACACAGCAAUUCAGGUGCAGUCCUAUUGCAUGAAUUCUGAUGGAGCAGAUGUUAUACAACACAUAAUCGACAACUUUGUCGUAUAGAAGCAGGGAAGUUUUUGUAUUUACAACACCUAUAUUGGUUGGAGGCCUGUGUAAUUUACAGCGCCUGCUACAUAAUUUGUAGAAGAUGCAUGCAUACGAGUUCGAGAUAUACAAAUGAUACGUCAAAGUUCAAUUUAGGUGAAUUAUAGUUAUUAGAGCAUAUAUAGUGAAUUCAUUUGUAAAGUUUUUGAGGUCCUAUUUGUAUAUGUAGUUCAUAUGGCUUGUAUCUCUUCAAAUUUAAUGACAAAUACUUCCUCUGUACCAAAACCAAUAAUGCGAUUCAAGCAUGAGGGUUAACUUUA